Molecule: messenger RNA, 1352 nt
Organism: Megalops cyprinoides (Indo-Pacific tarpon)
Lineage: Eukaryota; Metazoa; Chordata; Actinopteri; Elopiformes; Megalopidae
Gene: ldlrap1b
Product: low density lipoprotein receptor adaptor protein 1b
Exons: 9
Coding region: 177-1106 (309 amino acids)
Cellular component (GO): early endosome
Source: RefSeq, a predicted model, not a curated record
UGUGGGGCGAAACGUGAUAAUCCAUCGACUCGGGUGACUUUAAAAAAGGAGGAAAAAAAGAGAAAACGGAAAAAGUUUGAGAGAGUGAGCGAAAGAUCGUGCAGAGUGCUUCGAGCUGCGGUAGAAGAAAGCCGGAGCUUGUGGUGCUCUUUUCUCCAGUUUUUGGAUUAUAAAGUAUGGAUGCUUUGAAGUCGGCAGGCAGGGCCAUUAUUCGGAGUCCGAGUCUCGCUAAACAGUCAUGGGGUUCUGGCAAACACAAAAAGCUGCCGGAGAACUGGACGGACACCAGGGAGACGCUCCUGGAGGGCAUGGCGUUCAACCUCAAGUACCUGGGCAUGACCCUGGUGGAGCAGCCCAAGGGUGAGGAGCUGUCUGCUGCUGCUGUCAAGAGGAUCGUUGCCACUGCCAAAGCCGGUGGUAAGAAACUGCAGAAGGUGACACUGAAAGUGUCCCCUCGUGGGAUCAUCCUUUAUGACAGCGUCUCCAAUCAGCUGAUUGAAAACGUGUCCAUAUACAGGAUAUCAUACUGCACAGCUGACAAGAUGCACGACAAAGUGUUCGCCUACAUCGCCCAGAGCCAGCAGAAUGAGACUCUCGAGUGCCACGCCUACCUCUGCACCAAGAGGAAAGUGGCCCAAGCUGUGACGCUCACGGUGGCCCAGGCCUUCAGAGUGGCAUUUGAAUUCUGGCAAGCGGCCAAAGAAGAAAAGGAGAAGCGGGUGAAGUCCGGCUCAGACGGCGAGGGUGCCAGCAGUUCCCAGUCGGAGAGCUCAGCCAGCCUGGCUAGCUUGAAAGGAGGGGCAGAAGUGGCCACCGGGAACCUGCUAGAUUUGGAAGAGGGAGCCAUCCCAGUGGCCGACGUGGGACACAUGGACGACCCUUUCAUGGUGCACAGCCAUGCCACAGAGAACAACAAUACUGUAUGGGAACUUGAUGAUGGGCUGGACGAAGCCUUUUCAAGGCUCGCUGAGUCUCGCACUAACCCCCAGGUCUUGGACAUUGGGGUGACACCUCAGGACUUCAACACUGAAGAGUGCCUGUCUCCCACGGACUGGGACAAAGCGGACGCCAGCGCUGCCGACAGAGACGACAUCUUCGGGUUCUGAGCGUGCCUGCCGCCUGGGGAGGGAGGGGAAGGGAAUGGUGCACGGCUGGUCUUCCCUGGAGGUCCCGCAGGCGCCACCUGGUGGGCCCUAGCUGGGAUGACGCCUAACCGAGCUGAAAGAAUCUUGUGGUGUCUGCUUCCAGAACUCUCAAACCAAAGCAAUAAAACCAUUACAUUGUUUGUUUUUGUUUUUGUUUUGUUUCAUUUUUUUUAAUGUGCAAUGAUCACAGAUCUGGUCUUUGUUACA